AUGCAGACAUCUCUCCGUCUCCUCUCCGAUCCCCAUUUUCUCCAUCACUCCGUCAAAAUCCACUCUAAUCUGAAUUAUCCAGUCCAUCACAAUCGCAUUUUUGCCGCGCGGAAAACCGCAAUUGUAUGCGCUGCAAACAGGAGAAACAGAUAUGGCAUGAUCUCGAAAUCCGGCAAGCUAAUGCUGGAAUCGGCCUACAUCAUCGCGUCGCAUCUCCGGAUUCUGCCGGAGCCCGUCGAUUCAAUUCUGAGGGAAUUCGGAGCGGGAAACGGAGGGCGGAACGGGUUCUGGAGCGGCUUCGGACGGGGCGGGUCUGACGGUUGGAGAAGGAGGAGGAAGACGAGAUUGGGAUUGGUGGGCAUUUUGGUAAUUCUCGGGGCGGUGGGACUGUGGUGGAUUGUAGGCAAGGAAUUGGCACUGGAUUCUGAUGCCUUCUUUGGGGGUUUAGGGUUAGUGCUUUUUGGGCUUUCCGUGGAAGGGUGGAGAAGAGGGGCUAGGGAUUGGAUUCUUGGGUUUUGCUGCUGUGCUGUUUUGGUGGGUUUGGUCUCCACCAAGGCCGAUUUUCCUGUGUGGUUGAAGAAUUUUGGGAGCUUGAAGAAGUUGUGUUAUGCUGUUCAUGCUUCAAGUUUUGGAGGUCUAUAG
Messenger RNA from Salvia hispanica, 642 nucleotides. The record is from RefSeq and is a predicted model, not a curated record. Lineage: Eukaryota; Viridiplantae; Streptophyta; Magnoliopsida; Lamiales; Lamiaceae.